Limulus polyphemus (Atlantic horseshoe crab) is the source of this 4598-nucleotide messenger RNA. RefSeq lists its product as uncharacterized. The record is from RefSeq and is a predicted model, not a curated record. NCBI's taxonomy places the organism in Eukaryota, Metazoa, Arthropoda, Merostomata, Xiphosura, Limulidae. Bases 957 to 4598 code for a protein of 1213 amino acids. The transcript has 6 exons.
UAAGUAUUCUUGUAAAACGUGAUUAUAAGCCGAUAGGGUUAAGCUAUUAUUAUGUCUAAUCUUUUCAACGAAGUAUAUUCGAGUUAAUACAGUUUCCGUAGUAUUGAGGACAUAUCAGAACCUUGUACUAUUACAAGGCGUUUCUGAGCAGUUGUUUGAUGAGGUGGGCGUGGCCUUGGUGGUUAGUGUGCCCAGACAGUGAAUCCGAGGGUUCAUAGCUCGUUAUAUUAACCGCCGAAACUCGCUCUUCAUGAGUGUGCUCUAAGUGAAAGUCAAACCCCGCUAUUCGAUCGGGCCAGAGCAGCCCAAGAGUUGAUAGUGAGCGUUGUUGACUAGCUUGCCUUCCCUCUCCAUGUUACAUGCGCAGAGUCAUACUCUUGUAUGACUUUGUUGACAAAUUCUGAAACACCACGAAGACUUGAUAAUGGGGUGAUUGGACAACGAAAAGAUCCCGUAUCACUGGUUAAAAAAAUACUCAUUGUCAAACUGCUAUAAUUUCAUCUGAAACACCACGAAAACUUGAUAAUGGGGUGAUUGGACAACGAAAAGAUCCCGUAUCACUGGUUAAAAAAAUACUCAUUGUCAAACUGCUAUAACUUCACAGAAGUCUUACCGUACGAUUUCUUUUCUCUUCUGUACGUUCAGCCGUGUAUAACUCCGGCGGAUGCCGUCGGUCACUUCGCCGCUCUUCCGUGAAGACUGUAUAUCACGGGUUUCAAUGUGUUAGUGCGUGAUACGAUGCAGAAGUGUAGCACUUGGAGUCGCUCGGGUUCGCAUUGAUUGAUCGAUAAGGAGUAAGAUGGCAGCCAUGGCUAAGCCGAAAUACUUAGACUAAGAUUUUACCAUUGGAAGAUGUUACUGAACAGGAAUUCUAAGGUGGACUGGAUAGUGUCCGAGUGUCCGGCUCACAGUGUCUAGUGCUGGUAGCCCAUCUCAGAAGACAACUUACAGAGAAAAUGGAUAAGAUAUUAGACAAGAAUGGAGUCAUCUGUAUUCCUGGUCAAACUUCCAAACUUCUGAAGACCAAGAGUCUGAUACCAAAACCGAUAACCACACUUACCAAGAAUAUUUGUGGGUCAUGGCCAGGCUCUUCAGACUCAUGGCCACGUAGUGGCCAUAUAGAGGGAUUUUCUAGACUCCAAAGUGAUCGAAUUAGAUUAAUUGGUCAGAGGGUACGUAUUGGAGGAGUGAAAGAAGGUACUGUCAGGUACCUAGGGCUGGUCCAGUUUGCCGAGGGAUGUUGGUGUGGGGUGGAACUGGACGAACCAGUCGGUAAGAACGACGGAUCUGUGCAGGGAAUUAGAUACUUCACCUGUGGACAACGGUUUGGAAUCUUUGCUCCUAUCCGGAAGGUAGAAACAGUGUUCUCACUCAAAGAAGAUUUAGUCGAUAAGAACACGACCGCAAUAGAUAACUUGAAAUCGCUGCCUCUAACUGAGAAACAGUUGAGUAGAUCUAGAUUUCCACUGAUUAACCAAACGUCUAAUUAUUACUCACGUUCAUGGUCGGAAAUACAGCAUAAAAGUACCAGUUCUUUCCAACUGAAUAAUAGCUUUUUAGUAAUGACGCAACAUGUUUCGUCUAAUGAAAAUAUUUCUAAGUCAUUUGAAAUUAAAUCUAGUCAUUUCAACGAAGAGUUCGCACCACCCCCGAUACAUCACAGGGACAAAAAUCCACGUGAUUUAGAAGAUCGAACGGGAUUGGGCAGUAGUGAAUCCCUUGUAUUUAACAACAUUGAACAAGGCAACAAUGACCAAGAGCAACGUCAGAAUGUAUCUUCUUCUUCUUCCUCUUCAGGGGAUGAGUGCAAGGAUGUUAAUAAAGCACUCCUUAUACUGCCAUUAGAGAAACAUAAAGAUGAAAUGGAUUAUUUCUCUUGUGGUUGUAAUGCACAACCUUCCUUGCUGUCAAACAACCAUCAGAUGUUUGACUCAGAAACAUUCGAAGGUGAUGAUGAUGAUGAUUCCAAGCAGGACCUCUCACUUGAUGAUCUUCAGCAGCAACGAAUGACCUUUGACCUUGGAGGGUUGUUGAAAAACGAGAACGAUUUUGAUGGAGGGUUCUGGGCUGACCAGGAAGACAGUUUGGGAAUUUUAAGUCCUAACCAGAUGAUGGACUUUACUGAACAACACUCGUCACUGGUUUCUGACUUAGACGCUGUUUCGCUACCUAAGACCUUCUCUUUUGACGAAGUAAAUGAAUUGCCCGAUUCUGAAAUAGUUGAAGAUGUCGCAUACGAGCGUAACGUAGUUUCUCAAGAGAUUCACCAGGCUUCCUCGCCAUCUCUUUACCAUAAAAGUAGUCCCAUUCAGAGAUUACAGGAAGAUUCUACUUCCUCCUAUGUUGGACCAUAUUCUAAUAAUCAAAUUUACGAAUUCCAUCUAGCUUCCUCACCAUGUGGGGCAAAUUCUAGUAGUCCAGUUCAGGAAACCUACCAAGAUUUAGCUUCCUAUGACCCCCAGUCUGUUGUUCAUCAAGUUUCUUUCCAUGGUGACCAUCCCGCCAACAAUAUUUUGAAAGACAACGAAAUGGAUUAUUUAAUGUAUGAGCUUCGAGCCGCAGAUUCGGAUCCCAGCUUUAAUCCAGAAGUCGGCGUUGAUGAUGUGUCUUCUUCUUCGAACACAUGGACAACAAUUAUUUGGGAGAAACCCCAUGGUGACUUUUCAGAAAGGGCACACAACAGUCCUCUAAGGUCUAUUGCCCAUGGUAAAGAUAAGAGCAAUUCGAAUGUUAAACGCGGUAAUGAGAAAGAGGCUCCAUUUGAUGAAUUAGUGAAAGAGUCUACUCUUUCGAUAUCGGGAAAUGGUUCAACUACGCAAAACAACGUAGAGGUUAAUGACAGUUUCUUUGGGGAAAAGAAACAUGAAAUGUUACCAGGAGGCAGUGAAAUAAGAAAUGAUGAUACAAAUUGCUCUGUUGGUUUAUCGAAACACAUGGAUUUCCUAGUAGGUAUUAAUACAGAGACGUCAGAGGAGUCGUUUCCUCUUAUCAACUUCCAUUAUAAUUCGAUAAAAACACUGAGGAAAGAACAGCAAGACAAAGAAGUAAUUUCGAAUAAUAAUGACGUUAAGGAUGUAUGUUGGGUGAAUUAUGAUAGGUUCCCGAGUAAAGCCACAAAUUCAAACUCUCACGAAGAUGGCGAGUUUGAAAGUGAAGAAAGUGGGCAAGGAACUCUAGUUUCUUCUGGAGAAGAAGGGUGCAUGAAAUUUUCGACUUACAGUCAGGACAGUGGAGUAGCUUCUGACGGACACGAGUCUGAGCGACAUUUAAAGGCAGGAAGCAUGACUGAUUCUGACCUUUUCACAGAUGGUGGUCUUGGAACGUCGUUGGCCGAGUCAGAAAGUGAACAGUCAGAUGUGCGGCCGUAUAGACAGGAUAACAAAGAUUUUUAUAAACUUACAGAAGACGAUGUUUGUCCAGAACAUCAUAAGAUCAAGAACCGCAUUGAAGAUGAAGUCAAUUGUCAACAAAACGUUACUGUGCCUUUUACAGAAAAAAGUGAUGUCAAAUGGGAAGUAAAGUUAACAAUAGUUCCCGAAGAAAAUAUACCAAACUGCAACUAUUACUGUGUGACCUUAUCAAAGGAAGGAAUAACAAAUAGGAGUGGAACUGACAACGUUCCGAAGAAGGAGAUUCUUGACUUAUCUGAAGACAUUACAAGUAGUCCAUUGCCUGAAGUCAGGGUCAACAAAUCAACUGAAAUCUCACAACCAGUACUGCACGAAAAUGAAAAUUCUUCUGAUAGAGUAGGUCAGAUUUAUAGCAAAGAAACCAAAGAUACCGAGAAUAGAACGCCUACUAAGCUUUACAAAUCUAAGAAAGAGGUAGAUAUAUUGUCGACUGUGAGUGACACAGCCACUGUCAUUUCAAGCAAUGAAAAGAAACCAAAACAUCUUCGGAAAAAUGUGAAGAGUAAAGUCAAGGAAAUAUUUGUAACAUCAACGGAAAGCCAAGGAACGAGAGACAGGAGUGAAGAAAGAAAGAAGCUGCCACGGACGUCGAAAAAAAAUAAGUGGGAUGCUGUUACUGCUAAGAUUGCAGCAAGUAUGGACGAAGAUAAAUUGAAGACAAAAAAGAAAGAAAUAAAAAGUAAAAUUAAUACAAAUCUAAAGUCUGUUCGUCAAGGAGCUUCAACUAAAUCAUCUAGAACAAUUUCUGAAUGUACAACAAACUCGAUUAAUGAGGAAAAGCCUAAUCAAACCCACCACUCUGCAAAAGCUAAGGAAAAUGAUAGUGUUGUAGUAGAAAUGUCUAAGGACAUUUUCUCUAAAACAUCUGAAACCACCUGUGAGGACCUGUGGACAGUUGUACAAACUGCAGGACGUCAUGACAAUGAAGUCCACCAUGUUAGCAGUACCAGAUAUCAAGUUUCUCCGACAGCAUCGCCAUCUAGUGAUAUAUCUUCGACUUCUUUUGUUUUUCUUACACCAGCUCAAGUAAAUUCAGAGAAACCAAAUAAAGUUGUAAAUACUACAAAUUCAGGCUCUACAACCAAAGCGACUACUGCUCUGAGAAGUAAUUCAACUAUACUGAGCAGAAGUUCAAAAACUCAUGGACAGAUGGCAACAUCAACAAAAGGUUCUUCACGAAUCUGCUAA